Cynara cardunculus var. scolymus (artichoke) is the source of this 883-nucleotide messenger RNA. RefSeq names its product SUMO-conjugating enzyme SCE1-like. The coding region runs from base 139 to 621 and encodes 160 amino acids. NCBI's taxonomy places the organism in Eukaryota, Viridiplantae, Streptophyta, Magnoliopsida, Asterales, Asteraceae. Gene Ontology annotation, biological process: protein sumoylation. The record is from RefSeq and is a predicted model, not a curated record. Gene Ontology annotation, cellular component: nucleus. Gene Ontology annotation, molecular function: SUMO conjugating enzyme activity. The transcript has 5 exons.
ACACGACCACUCUUUCUAAAAAGGUCGUAAGUCAGCGUCCCCGUCUUCUUCACUUCACCCAGCUGCGGGAGUCGAGAGGCACCAAAUCUUUCACACCACAAAAUCCAGACAGAGAAACCGAUCGAAAAACUGUAAAUCAUGUCCGGCGGUAUAGCUCGUGGCCGUCUCACCGAGGAACGGAAAGCAUGGCGAAAGAAUCAUCCUCAUGGAUUUGUUGCUAAGCCGGAAUCGCUUCCCGAUGGUACGGUCAAUUUGAUGGUUUGGCAGUGUACUAUCCCCGGUAAGGUUGGGACUGAUUGGGAAGGCGGUUAUUACCCCCUCACUCUUCAUUUCACCGAAGAUUAUCCGAGCAAGCCACCAAAGUGCAAGUUCCCCCAAGGGUUCUUCCAUCCAAAUGUUUACCCAUCUGGAACCGUUUGUCUGUCAAUCCUGAAUGAAGACAGUGGUUGGAGACCAGCAAUAACAGUCAAGCAAAUUCUAGUUGGUAUCCAGGAUUUGUUGGACUCACCCAACCCUGCUGAUCCUGCUCAAACCGAUGGUUAUCAUCUCUUCAUUCAGGAUACUGUGGAGUACAAGAAAAGAGUCCGCCAGCAAGCAAAGCUAUAUCCUCCUCUUGUCUAGAUGCAAUCCAUGGUUUCCUAGUUUCAUGUAGAUUGACAUCUCAAGGAACGUUACAUGAUUCUCUUAGCCCUCGGUUUCUUUUCUGUUGAUAUUUGAUAAGAUCGUGAUCUGCUGGUUCGUCGAUUAUUGUUAUAUAGAAGGCAAAACCUUCUUUUCAUUGUUGAUGGUUAUCUAUUUCUGGUUAAACAUAUUUCAUGGGUUCUCCAGUUACUACUUAUUAGCCGUUUGAAUGGAUUUACAAAACGAGAUUUGGAUCGUAGAC